UUAAAAUCUCAUCCCGAAAACAAUAAUAUUUCAUUUCACCUUUUUCUUCGGGCGAUAGACAAAAUAAAAAAAAAAAAAUUCUCUGAUCUCUUUUCAUUUCCCUCUACUUUUCUCCAUUUUCCAAUCUUUGGAGGGAAAGGCCAAAAUUUAAUUUCGAUCUCCAAAAAUUUGACUCAAAAAUCAUCAUUUUGUCCUGAAAUACUAUGAGCAGCUCAUUCAUGUGAUCUUCCAAGCGUCUAAUUUCUGGUGGGAUAAUCUGAAUGCGCUAUGCAGACAAGAAAAAGAGCAACAGGAAGGAACUCUCGGGAUCUUGCCAGCCCAAGUGUUUCUAGACAGCAAAAGAGCUUGGUUCAAAAUGUGCAUCUUCAAACCAAGAAAGUUACGGAGCUAAUCACAUCAUCUGCUCGGAAGAAAAAAGUUGGUACAAUUUCAAAGGAAACUCAGGACCCUGUUAAUGGAACAAAUUUGGAUACUGAAUUCAAAUUGGCCGAUGAUGAUUCAAUUAUGUGCUCGGGAUACCCUACUGAACAUGGAUUGGAUAAUUCUUAUGCAAAUAAGGAUCUUGAUGAUCGAGCAGUCAACUGUGACACAGAUACCAUAUUUUCUCCUUCCUUCCAUAUUCCAAGAAGUGUUGGUGAGGAAAUUUCAAGUGAAGAAUUCUACAAUUUCUUUCAGCAUGGUAACGAGCAGUUUGAGGACUGUGAAAAGGAGAAUGUCCAGAUUGAUGGCCAUGGUAGUGUUGCUCUUUCUCCCGAAGUUUCAGCAAUAUAUCUAUCCAUGAAAAAUUCAAAUCUGGAAUGCAUUGACGAGAACAAUCAGGAUCACAUGUUAGCAGGUGUUUACCAAGAGGAAGAGGAUGCUGAAGAAUAUGAUGAUUUUGAUCCAUACUUUUUCAUAAAAAAUUUACCGGACUUAUCGUCAGUGGUACCAGCAUUUCGGCCUUUUCUCUUGCCCAAGCAAACAAGAAGCUGCCCAUCCACCUCACUUGUGCUGGAUUUAGAUGAGACUUUGGUGCACUCUACUCUAGAACCAUGUGAAGAUGCAGAUUUCACAUUUACAGUCAAUUUUAACCUGACGGAUCACACUGUAUAUGUCCGCUGCCGUCCUCAUCUUAAAGAUUUCCUGGAAAGAGUAUCCACACUUUUUGAGAUUAUAAUUUUUACUGCCAGCCAAAGCAUUUACGCAGAGCAACUUCUAAAUGUGCUUGACCCGAAAAGAAAAAUCUUCCGUCAUCGUGUGUAUCGUGAUUCCUGUGUGCUUUUUGAUGGAAAUUACCUCAAAGACCUGUCAGUUCUUGGCCGUGAUCUUGCACGUGUAAUUAUAAUCGAUAAUUCUCCUCAGGCUUUCGGUUUCCAAGUGGACAAUGGAAUACCUAUAGAGAGCUGGUUUGAUGACCCUUGUGAUACUGAACUAUUGUUGCUGCUUCCAUUUUUGGAAAGUUUAGUUGGGGCUGAAGACGUAAGGCCUCUGAUUGCCAAAAAGUACCAUCUUCGGGAGAAGGUAGAUGCUGCUGUUUGUCCUUUGGAUUAUGAAAGAUGAGCACUUGUACUUGUUGCCUAGACUCAGACUAUCUUCAUAAAAAUUAAACAGCAAACAUUUAGAGCAGAUAAUUUAAGUUGAUAGACUCAGUUGUAUCGGACUCUUCAUUUACUUGCUUGUAUUAUCUGUAUGUCAGAGUUGUAUGUUCACAGAUAUAAAAAUUGCACUCUGUUUUACUACACUUAAUUAUAUAUGUGCUUUGUUUGUGCCGAAUUAUUUUUAGACU
Messenger RNA from Striga asiatica, 1765 nucleotides. Lineage: Eukaryota; Viridiplantae; Streptophyta; Magnoliopsida; Lamiales; Orobanchaceae. The record is from the annotation of a GenBank genome assembly.